Messenger RNA from Danaus plexippus (monarch butterfly), 1166 nucleotides. RefSeq lists its product as uncharacterized. Gene Ontology annotation, cellular component: cytoplasm. The record is from RefSeq and is a predicted model, not a curated record. Bases 74 to 967 code for a protein of 297 amino acids. The transcript has 6 exons. Gene Ontology annotation, molecular function: phosphatase activity. NCBI's taxonomy places the organism in Eukaryota, Metazoa, Arthropoda, Insecta, Lepidoptera, Nymphalidae.
UUUGACGCGACUCGAGCGCAGUCCACAUGCUCACUAGUUCAAGAACACACGCGUUUUCGUAAUAGUGAUACUGAUGGCACCAAUUAAUUUAAUGGAUCUAUCUUCGGAUAGAAUAAAGGAGUUUCUGGAUUCGUUCGACCACGUGUUCUCAGACUGCGACGGAGUCCUGUGGACUAAAACUCCGUUGCCGGGGGUCGGAAGCUUUUUUGAUCUCAUGAAAAGACACGGCAAGACUGUGCACUUCGUAUCAAAUAACAGUUUACGGACCAAAGAAAACUAUGAGUCCAUGUUCCAGGCUGCUGGCAUUCAAAACGGUUUUGAAAAUCUCACGGUUCCAUCAAUAGCUAUAGCGGAAUAUCUGAAGUCUAUCAAAAUGGAAAAAUCUGUAUAUUGCGUUACGUGCCCUGAGACCAUAGCCGUGUUGACGUCAUACGGGUUCAAAUGCGAACAAGGGCCAGAUGUCGGUACAUACUACUACACUGAUUACAUCCAAUAUUUAUCCGAUGAUGAAGAAAUAGGUGCUGUCGUAUUCGACAGUGACUUUAAAAUUAAUCUGCCAAAGAUGUAUAGAGCUCUGACGUAUCUUCAACGACCUGAAGUGCACUAUAUUAACGGUGCAACUGAUAAAUACGUACCUUUGGUACCGGGAUCUUUGGCUCUGGGCGUCGGUGCAUUUGCUGAUAUAGUAAGUGAGGAAUCUAAACGAGAGCCUGUUUUACUUGGAAAGCCGGGGAAAAUGCUUGGUCAGCUUGCAAUGCAACGGGCUGGCGUAACCGAUCCUAGUCGUGUGCUAUUCAUUGGAGAUAUGAUUGAACAGGACGUGGGUCUAGGUCGUGCUACGGGAUUUAAAACCCUUUUAGUUCUAACAAAUAAAACAAAGGAAGAAAUGUUGAACCACAAAACAUUACAACCAGAUUAUUACGCAGAUUCCUUAGGCAGCUUAAUUCCAGUACUUAAUAGCAAAUGACUUCUAAGCUACUACGAUUUCGAAACUAUAAAUUUACCUCAAUGACAAAGUAUAAUAGGACUGUUAUUAUUUUUAAGUUAUUCCAUUGUAAAACCAUCACACACUACUUUCAAAGCUAUUGUUUAUAUUUUUUAAGAUAUUUUGUCAUACUACAUUGUAUAUAUUAUUUUUUUUAUAAUAAAAUAAUUUAACACUCAAA